UCAUGGGCACCUGGGCCUUCCCCGCAGCCCUUUUCCUGCUCUGCCUGACUUCUGAAAGCCUGCAAGGCGGGCUGCCUUCAUUGUCGUCUGGCCUAGGAAAAGGCUUAGGGAGCCCGAAUGGCUACAGACCAGGAUUUGGGGACAGGAAUGGCCUGGGAGUCCAGCCAGGCAUUGGAGGGGGGAUGAAACCCCACAAGCCAGGGUUUGGGAAUGGGAACGGGCAUGGAGCAGGGGCCUUCCCAGGUGCCGCAGCCCAACCAGGCUUUGGAGGGGGGGUGAAGCCCCAGAAGCCAGGAUAUGGAAAUGGACUGGGAGCGGGUGCCUUCCCAGGGCCGGGAGCCCAGCCAGGCCUGGGAGGGGGAAUGAAACCUCCGAAGCCCGGAUUCGGGAGCACAAAUGGUGUAGGAACCAGCACUUUUCCAGGGGCAGGAUCCCGGCCAGGCCUGGGAGGGGGGAUGAAACCUCAGAAGCCAGGCCCUGCCCCUCCACAUGGUGGCCAGGCACCAGGAAUCGGAGGGGGUGUGAAACCUCCGAAGCCAGGAUUUGGCAAUGGGAAUAAGAUGGGAGCCAAGGCCUUCCUGGGAGUCGAAGCCCAGCCAGGCUUGGGCGGAGGCCUGAAGCAGCAGCAACCAGGUGGCGCAGCACAGAAUGGCUUUGGACCAGGCUAUGGAGGGAAUGGAAAGCCCCAGAAGCCAGGAUUCGGGAACGGGGCCCUCCCGGGAGCAGGAGCCCAGCCAGGUCUCGGAGGACUGAAACCUCAGAAGCCAGGCCCUGCAGCUCAAAACGGCUAUGGACCAGCAGGCUUUGGAGUAGGUGCGAAACCCCAGAAGCCAGGCCCUGCAGCUCAGAAUGGCUAUGGACCAGGCUUUGGAGCGGGUAUGAAACCCCAGAAGCCAGGAUAUGGUAAUGGAAAUGGACUGGGAGCCCCAGCAGGCCCUGCAGCUCAGAAUGGCUAUGGACCAGGCUUUGGAGCGGGUAUGAAACCCCAGAAGCCAGGCAUUGGUGAGGGCAUGAAGCCUCAGAAGCCAGGCCUAGCAGGGGGCAUGAGCCCUCCAAAGCCAGGAUACACACCAGGAAACGGGCUCCCGCCUGGUCUGGAAGGGGGCGUGAAACCUCAGAAGCCAGGAUAUGGCAGCAGAAACGGGCUGGGGGCCCAGGCAGGUCCCUGCAUUGGGCUUCCCACUCCAGGAGGCCCUUCUGACAAAGCAGGCAGCUGGGGCUCCAAAGCCCAGCCCCCCGCCCCAGCGCAGAACGGCAAGUUCCCAGCACCGACGCCAGCCAUCCAGUGGGGACUGAAGCCUCAGAAAGCAGGGUACCACCCUUCAAACGGCUACGGACCAGGAGCAGAACUGGGCUUUGGUGAUGGCCUCAAACCUCAGAAAGUUGGUUUUAGUUACGGGAAUGGUGGUCUGGGAGCCGGGGUCUUCACUGAGGCCCUCCUGCAGCCAGGGUUCCCUGGGGCCAAUGGCUUUAGAAACGGGUAUGGCGAGGAAGCGCUGGUGUACCCCAAAGCCGCAGCUCCAGCCUCUGAAGGAAAUGGUCAGACUGAGGCUUUGAGGGGCUCUCCUUGGCCCUCCCUCCAGCCUUGGGGGGCUGCCUGGAAGCCUGGAUAUGGGGCCGGUGGUGCAUAUCCAGGGGUCGAAAGCCAGCCAGGGCCCUAUGAGCAGCUGAGGCCAGAGCUGGACCCCAGACCCUUUGGAGGCCCUGAGGUGAAGCGAGGCAGCAGUGGCCCGCUGGAAAAUGGCUAUGGAGGCCACUGCCCUUUUGGGAAAUGCUGAGCCCCUGAGCUGAUCCACUGUCAUCCUGAGAGCCCGGUCUGCUUGGCAAGGACGGCCAGACCCUUGGGCUUGGUCUCUGGCCUGGGGUCGCCUGCGGGCUGGAAGUAUUAAUAAAGGCGAUGUGCUUC
This is a messenger RNA of Myotis brandtii (Brandt's bat), 1906 nucleotides long. RefSeq names its product glycine-rich cell wall structural protein-like. The transcript has 42 exons. The record is from RefSeq and is a predicted model, not a curated record. The coding region runs from base 3 to 1778 and encodes 591 amino acids. Lineage: Eukaryota; Metazoa; Chordata; Mammalia; Chiroptera; Vespertilionidae.